This is a messenger RNA of Metopolophium dirhodum (rose-grain aphid), 4345 nucleotides long. RefSeq lists its product as uncharacterized. Bases 2370 to 3080 code for a protein of 236 amino acids. The record is from RefSeq and is a predicted model, not a curated record. The transcript has 2 exons. NCBI's taxonomy places the organism in Eukaryota, Metazoa, Arthropoda, Insecta, Hemiptera, Aphididae.
UGCAUUAAGGCAGUGUAAUAAUUGAAAAAUGUCAAGACCUGUGUUUUAAAUUGAAAUUUUAAGCAUUUUUUUAACCAUUCACUGACAUUAUAGCAACUAUUAUACUUAAAGUUUGUUAAAAAAAUGAAUGUAAAAAUGUAUAUUUAUAUGUGUAGAAGUAAACUAUCAUAUAUUUUUAUUUAUUAUAAUUUUAAAGAGACAUAUUAUGUAUUAUUACAGCCUAUAGUUCUAUUCAUGGCGUACCUAUUUAACAUUUCUUUUAUAAAAUCCUGAUGAGUAUUUUUUUUUUAAUAGGACACUGAUUAUAGCUUUUAAAGUAAUAAUUUAAAUAAUAAGAUGAUGGAUUCUCUUUUUCAAAAAAUAUUUUAAGUUUACGAAGUUAACUAUAAUAGUAAUCUAUAAUCUGGUAAUCGGUAAAAAAGAAACUCGCACAAAACACACAAUUUUUAAAAAUUUAAAAAAACCUAAUAAUUGAUUAUCACACAAAACAAGAAUUAUCAAUAUCAAAUUAUUAUUACCUAAGUCACAGGUAACACUGCAAACCUAUACAAUACUAUAUAUGCUAUCACUCCUAUACAAAAUAUUUUAUAAAUCAUUUAACAUACAUUUAAAUAUCAUAAAAAAGUUAAAAAAAAAUGAAAAGUAAUUAAAUUUUGAAUUUGAAUUUUUGAGUUUAGUGAUUAAAAUGUCGAAAAUUUACUUAUAUACAGGCACAGAUUAACUUAUCUUCUUCCAUAUUGAUAAUAGGUGUUUUUACUCUCCAACUGCUCAAUAAACCAUAUUAUUGGAAUUACAAAAAUUAAUUUCAUAGCUUUUUUGAUACUAUUGAUAUUUAAUACGCCUUAAUAUUUUUUUAAUUUUCAUGAUCAGUUAAUUAUUAACUGUUAUUAUAAAUUAAUUUUUAAAAAUUGUUAUUUUUUUCCGGGAUUCCUAUAAUCUUGAUGUAUAAAUCAUUCAAUAUUCAAAAUAGGUAGCCAAAUUCGUUAGUCAUCCUUGUGAGGUAAUAUACAUCAAAUUUUUAACAAGUUUAAACAAAAUGUUGAUGAAGCUGAUGUUACAGUAAGAAAUAAAAAUAUCUGGAAAUAAAACUUAUGGAUUGUUCAUUUAGAAGUACUUAAAUAAAUCUUAAAAUAUUGUGUUUUAUAAAAUCAUAUUUUAAACUUUACAAAAAAAAAAAUUAGGACUUGGUUUAAAAAUGUUUUUAUUCUUAAUAAAAUCAAAAUACAAUUUGAUUAUUUAUUCUUUAUAUCAGGGGUGUCCAAACUUUUUUUGAUCAAGUUCUUCUGAGAUUAUAUUUUUUCUUUACAGUGUGUUUUUUAAUUGUUUUAUUUAUUUUAGAGUCUGAGAGGAGUGAUAAAUGUGUUGAUUUUACAAUGAUGUGUGUUGUUUAAUUUUUUUUCAUGGGGGGGAUAUAAUUUUAUCAGCUUAACCCCCGCACCCCCGAACUAAUAUACCGACCAGCUACAAACAAUACACAAAUAAAUUCAUAUAAAACUAUAGACAGUGAAUUAAAAUUAUAAAUAAUUAUAUACCUCGAAAUAUUUUUAAUUCAACUUUUACUCAAAUACAAAAUUUUCAUAUUAUUGAGUAAUAUCAAUCAUAUAAAAUAAUAUAAAAUUAAUACUUAUUUUCUAUUAGUUGCUGAAAAUGUAUCAAUAAUUGUUUCUGUGUCCAAAAUAUUAGUUACUUACAUCCCUUUCGAUAUUGUUGUUCGUUGUUGUUCUCUGACAAGCUUCUAAUCGCCACAUUGAAGAUAAUGAACAUUUGCUGGUUGAGCAACUUACAGGUAUAGUUAAAACUACUAGUAGCAGACAUCUAUACUACCUAACUUCUUGUUUAAUAUCAUCAAUAUCAAAAUUUUCUUUAAUUUUAACCAGGAAAAUUUGGCUACAGGCUAUUUUUCUUAUCACCAAAAAGCAUAAUUCAAAACAAAUUGAUGAAAUUAUUUUUUUUUUAUAUAAAUGUAAACAAAUUUGAGGUUUUUUUUUAAUUUGAAAUUAAUCUACGAAUAAAAAAUUGGUUAUAAAAAAAGACAAAUUUUUCAAAUUAAAAAAAACUUCAAAUUCAUCAACAUUUCUUUUAAAAAUUAUUUCAUCAACUUGUUAUGAAUAAACUAUGAUAUUAUGGGUGAUAAGAAAAAUACCCUGCUGCCAUAAAUUGCUUGAUUUAAAUUAAAGAAAAUGUUGAUAUUUAUGAUAUUAAACAUAAUAGGUACAGAUCACUAUGUAGAGAAGAUAUAUCCCUAUCUUCUCUACAUUGUGGUACAAAUACAAAUUAUGUAGAGGCUAGUUAAAAAUAUAUUUUUAGGGGGGGGAGUGCUAAGCCCCUACCUAAUUGCACCUAUGGUCAUCACUAGGGAACGGAUUUAAAUGCAAAUUGCAUUUUUUUCUGAAUGUCCGAAAACAUUGCUUUCCAAGCACAAAGUUCAUUUCAUACAUCAAGGAAUUAAAAAAUGUAACUUUUAUUUUGCAUUUUUUGACAUUUUUAGUGCAUUUUUAUGGUUUUUAAGUCAUUUUUUCAGCAUUCAUUCUAAAAUAAUAAAAAUACCUAUAUAUGCUGUAGCAAUUGAGAAUGCACAAAAACUGUUAAAUGAUAAUAAUUUGGAACUAAACUUGACAUUUAUCAAAGCAAAUUAUGGAAAUUUAGCAAAAUACAUUACUACAUUGGAAACAUCUGGAUUAUCGUUGGCUGACGCAAUUAAUAUUAUUGCUCAAGUACAAAAUGAAAUCGGAACAGACAACAGUAGUAUCGGAAAAUCCAUUAAAAAAAAACUAGAAGUUGUAAUUGAAAAAAAUUCGGGAUUCAAAACAAUGAAACAUAUUUCAAAUAUUUUGGAAGGAAAAGCAACAUCUCGAAAUAAUACAAUACCUGAAGAACUAACUGCUGAUGACAUGGCUCAUUUGAAGUUUGCACCUAUGACGUCAGUUGACGUGGAACGAAGUUUCUCGAGAUACAAAACAACACUGGCCGAUAACCGUCGAAGAUUUCUGUUCGAGAAUAUUAAGCAGCACCUAAUUAUACAGUGCUAUGAAACAAAAGGGAAGAAGAAUGAAGAAGAAGAUGGACAAGAAGAUAAUUGAUUUUAAUUAGAUUUGAUUUUUAGUUUUAUUGUAUUUAAAUAUUUUUUAUCUGAUUUUUCAUAAUUUAUAUAUAUAUAUUUUAUAAUUUUUUUUAAGUUUUUAAGGGCAUUUUUUUAAGGCAUUAAAUCGGAUUUUUUUAAGGCAUUUUUCUUGUUUUUUAGAGCAUUUAAAUCCGUUCCCUAGUCAUCACCUUUUAAGACAAUAAAAAUGCUUGGAUUUUCUUCAACAGUAUCUUUCCUGAUAGGAAAGUGAAUCUAGUUAGUACUUUGGGGGUCAAAAGUAAAAAAUUCCUAAUAGUUUUCAAAAACCCAGAGGAAAAAAAAUUAAAGCAAAAUCGAUUUUGGUUUAGGUGUAACUCAAAAACAAAUGACUGUAGAUAUAUGACAACUUCACUGGUUCUUUAUAUUAGCAUAUUCUAUACAGGAUAAAAUUUUCAAAAAUUUUGACAUGUUUUGAACUGUUAACGGAUAUUUUCAUUUUCAAAUUUUUUGAAUUUUUGUCUAAUAUAUUGUUGCAAUAAAAUUUGAAAAAUAUUAAGGGAACGUGAUACCCGCAUGUGUUGUCUCCGUCCUACAAUGCGUCCUACGUGCAUAAUAUAGCAAAUUUUACGUUCAGCAAAACACGUGUAGCUCCGUAAUUCAAAAAUUAGAGUAAAUUUACCUCUUAUAAAAUCUAAAGGUAAGAUUAUUAUCUAGACAACCUCGUGAACUUUUUAUUAUAUUUUAAUUUUUAAGCGAGUUAUGAGUUCUUUAAAAUGCACAUACAAAUGUAGUGGCAGCACAACAAUAACUCAAUGAGAAAGAUUUUUCAUUGGAAUUUUGAACCGGUGGGUUGCUGGAGUUCAGAAGUCUAGUUCGUACUAAGUAUUAGAAAUAGUUAUUAUUUUAAAAAAUCUUAAGAAGACGAUCGAAAACAAAUUGUAAUGUUGUAUAAAUAGAGCAAAAAUGUCUACAAAGCCAUUACUGACUGAAUUUAUAUCUGAUCUUAAAUCCUAUAUAAAAGAUAAAUUCAAUAUGUAAGAUACAUUGAAACAAUUAGAUGAAACUGGCUUAUUUUCUCUCUCCUAUCUGAAAGUAUAUAAAAAUAUUUUCAUCAUGAUAAAAUUGCUAUAUAUCGAAUGAUAUAAUAGAAAUGAGAAAUCUAACUGCAAAAGUUAAAGUAAUCGAGAUAUGAAUGAAAAAAUGGAUUAAGAGUUUAUAACAAAUUUCUAGAAUAUUAUUAAAUAAAUACUAACAUUUUAUUUAUACAAAUUAAGAAUUAUUUUA